AUGGGCUGCGUGGGCUUCUUAGGAGCUCGGCGCGGGGACUCCGGAGAAGGUGAGGGCGCUCAAAAGUUGGAGCCCAAUCAGCACGGAGUUGAGCUCGCACGCCCCAACCUUCAGGUGACCCCGCGCGGCGGCAGGCGGCGGCUGCAGCGACCAGAGCCCGCAGCGCUCGGAGCGCCUCCGGGAGGACAGGCGGCGAGCGAGUCGAAUCGUCAUCCGCCAGCCCAGCGCCAAGCUCCGUGCCUGAGGGCCGGGAGGGAGAAGCGAGGCUCCUGUGCGCGCCGCGUCCUCUCCGCGCUGCACUUUUCUCCCUCACCGUGCAGGCUCCUGGUGGAGGAGAGCAGGAGGAACACCCAUGGCACCUCACCCGCGUUGAGGACGCUCCGGAGCCCUGCGACUCGGGUGCCUCGCACCACGAACAGCACGUAUCUGAAUGAGAAGUCACUCCAACUGACAGAGAAAUGCAAAAAUCUGCAGCAUGGCAUUAAGUCUUUAUCCAACAAAACAAAAGGAUAUUCAGAGAAUGAGUACCUUCAGAUGAUCACAAAUAUAAGAAGUUGCCCGUGGAAACGACAAGCAGAAGAAUAUGAGAACUUCAGAGCAAAACUUGCUUCCUGUUGCGAUGCUGUUCAAAACUUCGUGGUUUCGCAGAAUAACACUCCAGUUGGAACUAACAUGAGUUAUGAGGUGGAAAGUAAAAAAGAAAUCCCAAUUAGAGAGAGCAUUUUUCAUAUGUUUCCAGUGUCCCAGCCUUUCGUGGAAUAUCCGUAUAAUCAGUGUGCUGUGGUUGGCAACGGGGGAAUUCUGAAUAAGUCCUUCUGCGGAGCUGAAAUAGAUAAAUCUGACUUUGUUUUUAGGUGCAACCUCCCUCCAACCACAGGAAAUAUUAGCCAAGAUGUUGGCAGUAAAACAAAUCUUGUAACUGUGAAUCCCAGUAUCAUCACACUAAAAUACGGGAACUUAAAGGAGAAGAAAGCAGAAUUUCUGGAAGACAUUGCCUCCUACGGAGAUGCCUUCCUUCUCCUGCCUGCAUUUUCCUUCCGAGCCAACACUGGUGCCUCUUUUAAAGUGUACUACACACUCAAGGAGUCUAAGGCAAGACAGAAAGUUCUCUUUUUCCAUCCCAAGUACCUGAAACAUCUUGCCCUCUUCUGGAAAACUAAGGGGGUGACUGCAUACCGCUUGUCCACCGGCUUGAUGAUCACAAGCAUUGCUGUGGAGCUGUGUGAAAACGUGAAGCUCUAUGGCUUUUGGCCCUUCUCCAAAACUGUAGAGGACACACCAGUCAGCCAUCACUACUAUGACAACAGGCUACCUAAACGUGGUUUCCAUCAGAUGCCCAAAGAAUACAGCCAGAUCCUCCAACUUCACGUGAAAGGAAUCCUCAAACUACAGUUUAGCAAAUGUGAAAGAGCGUAAGCAAAGAUUCUUACCAUGAGAAUGGUCUUCCCAUGAUGCAGUAGGUGAGCAGUGUUGCCAAACGAAAAGGAGGUGGUGAAGGAGAAUGAUAGCAACUGCUUCAAAACUUGGUUUUACCAAAGCUCUCUCACUAACUUUACAGCCUUCUUGUGUCAACCAGUUGUUCUAAUCUUCAUUUUCCUCUUUUGUAAAAUGAGGAUCAUAAUACUGACUCACAGGAGAAAAAAGAAUAAUUUAUGAAAUGUCCUGGCAUAGCAUUUGGUGUGAGGUAGGGAUUCAAUAAAUGCUUCCUUCUUAAUAUUAAAAACAGCCAUUUCCACCCUCACUAGAAAGUAAAAGGUGUAUUAUUUUGGCAACUCUUCCUCAAAAGAGCGGAAUCGCCAUAUUAAUUGCAUUUCUUUCUCUCACAGCCUUCACUCUAUUAAUAUCCUUCCCAUUUUUCUUUCAUCUCAAAGAAUGACUGCAAGAAAAUUGUACUGUUAAACAAGAAAUCUUUGAUUAUUCAGGAAUGAAAAUCUUCUCUUUGUAUGGCAGUGUCCCUCCUUCUUCUGAUUAAAUUUACUUGCAAUGUUAGCUUCACUGAUGGGUUGGGUGGGUUUUUGCCAUUUCUUUUCUUCUAUUAUCUACAUUUUAAACCACUUUUUAUAAUUUGGUAUGAACUUUUUCUUUCAUUCUUGUGCCAUUUUCUCUCCCACUGACAGAAUGCACUUCAAGGACAUGAAUAGUUAAAAUACCCAGGCUUUUUUACUUGCUGUCUUGUCUGUAGGAUCACUCCUCCAAUCUAAUUUAAAAAAUAUUGAACAGCUACUUUGUGCCAGACCCUGCACUAAGCCCAGUGAGAGGGCUAUCAAGACCACUUCUAGCAAAAAGAAAUAUACGCACAUCAUUAGUGAUAUGGUAUAGCAAGUGUUAUGAUGAUAACAAUUAUGAAAAACAGUGCUAGAAAGAUCAUAGACAGGGAUAACUAAUCUCUUUCACUCUGUUUCAAUGUAUCUGUUUCAGGGAAAAAGGUAAUUUUAGAAUUAAAACUGGAAAAUGAGGGCUUCUUUCCAACUGAAAAUGAUUCUAGGUAGAUGGAAUAUGAUAGGGGGCAAAAAACUGUUCCUUUGGUUCUGAUUUAUCAGAAUGAGGAUAUUUGAAAGGAGGUCAUGGUUUUUGUCCCCAAAUUGUCACUGGAGAGCAUGCACUGUGUAAGAGGAUAGUGGCUAAGGCUCACAUCUGCAAAAUAGUGACAAUUCAGACCUCACCUUAUUUUUUUAAUUUAUAAGUUUGGUACAAGGUCUCACUGUGCAGCUCAGACUCAUAG
Octodon degus (degu) is the source of this 2722-nucleotide messenger RNA. RefSeq names its product ST8 alpha-N-acetyl-neuraminide alpha-2,8-sialyltransferase 6 (gene St8sia6). The transcript has 8 exons. Gene Ontology annotation, biological process: oligosaccharide metabolic process; N-glycan processing. Lineage: Eukaryota; Metazoa; Chordata; Mammalia; Rodentia; Octodontidae. The coding region runs from base 1 to 1416 and encodes 471 amino acids. Gene Ontology annotation, molecular function: alpha-N-acetylneuraminate alpha-2,8-sialyltransferase activity. The record is from RefSeq and is a predicted model, not a curated record.